AUGGUAAUCUCUUGGAUCCUAAAUGCUCUCUCAAAGGAUAUUACAGACAGUGUGAUGUACUCCAAAACUGCAAAAGAACUUUGUGACAGCUUGGAGCAUAGAUUUGGGAGAUCAAAUGGAGCCAAGCUUUAUCAUCUGCAGAAGGAAUUAUCAGGUUUAGUACGGGGAAACAGUGACAUUGCAGCAUACUUCACUAAGCUCAAACGAUUGUGGGAUGAAUUAGAUGUUUUAAAUGUUAUCAUAUGUUGUUCAUGUGUUUGUGUUUGUGAAGGAAAGGCAAAGUUGACUAAGUCUCUUGAGGAUCAGAGAUUGAUCCAAUUCAUAAUGGGAUUAAAUAACAUCUAUGCACAAGUAAUAGGAAAUAUCCUCAUGAUGAACCCUUUGCCUAGCAUAGAUGUUGAUUAUUCACUUCUCUUGCAAGAUGAAAAUCAAAGAGAAGUUUAUGCAAAUGCAUAUUUUAAUUCUGAAUCAGUAUCAUUCAUGGCAACUGGAGAGGCCAAGCAGCCUAAUGCACAACUUCUAGCUGAUUUUGCAGCUUUUAUGAUCAUAGGACAAGGGAAGAAUUAUCAAAAACUUAGAAGACAUACAAAAGAAGAUUGCUAUAGAAUUAUUAGAUUUCCAAAAGAUUUUGAGUUCACCAAUCACAAAGGUCAUCAGACUCAAAUUAAAGAAAAUGCAGUCCUGACACAUAAGGAACGUGAGAAUUCAGCAGGACAAAGCACUGAGCUCAACAACAGUAACUUUAGACAGCAACUCAGCAAGUUACAGAUUGCAUAA
Nicotiana tabacum (common tobacco) is the source of this 777-nucleotide messenger RNA. The record is from RefSeq and is a predicted model, not a curated record. NCBI's taxonomy places the organism in Eukaryota, Viridiplantae, Streptophyta, Magnoliopsida, Solanales, Solanaceae.